AUGAGCGGCGGAGAGCCACCAACACUGCCACCAUUGCCAACAUCAGAGGCCUUAUUCUCACCUAAGAAUUCACCCAACUUGGACACAAUAGGAAGUCCACAGCCGCGGUCAAUUGCAUCGACGCAGAACCAACGCAGCGCCGUUGAUGAUAUCGCUGAUAUUGAGGCAGCCUAUAACGAGCAUGGAGUUAUCGGAGCAUCUCAUCGUGCAUUAGAAGCUUAUCGCCGUAAAGAAGGCAGGAAGGUGGUUGUACGAUUCAAAGCUAUAGGUGCAGCGCCGAUAAUGAAGCAGAAUUUCUAUAAGAUAUCAGACUCAAAUAAGUUUUCUACAGUUAUUCAGUUCCUCAGGAAAGAAUGCGGACUGUCUAAUUCUAAUUGUCCCGUCUUCUGCUACGUCAACUCAGCUUUUGCUCCUUCACCAGACGACAGCAUCGGAAAUCUCUAUAAAUGUUACGGUACAGAUGGUCACGUCAUAGUUAAUUACAGUACAUCAGUCGCAUGGGGAUGA
Wallemia ichthyophaga EXF-994 is the source of this 507-nucleotide messenger RNA. Its product is annotated as Ubiquitin-like protein ATG12. Gene Ontology annotation, cellular component: Atg12-Atg5-Atg16 complex; phagophore assembly site membrane; cytoplasm. The coding region runs from base 1 to 507 and encodes 168 amino acids. The record is from RefSeq and is a predicted model, not a curated record. Gene Ontology annotation, biological process: autophagy of mitochondrion; nucleophagy; C-terminal protein lipidation. Lineage: Eukaryota; Fungi; Basidiomycota; Wallemiomycetes; Wallemiales; Wallemiaceae. The transcript has a single exon.